AUGGCCGACUAUGAGCGCAGAGGAGGAGGUGGCGGUGGCGGCGGGUAUCACAACAGCUACCGCAAGCGCCGUUUCAGAGACGACGACAACGACUACCGAAAUCAACGUCGGCGACAGGACGUGCCGGCGCCACUGCGGAUCCGGCGACAGCUGCUCACGCUGGCGGAGUCGCCGCUGCGGCGGUGGCACGACGACGCGGUGACGGUGGCGCGACUGGUUGCGGACAACGACGACGACGCGCACGUGCGGGAGGGCUUUGUGCAGCUGGCGUGCCAGCUGGUGCGGGAGCAGCCGCUGAAGACGCCAUUUGUGGCGGCGGUGCUGCUGGUGGUCAACACGCUGAAGCCGGCGAUCGUGCUGGAGGUACUGCGGCACGUGGCGGGCGCGACGGAGGAGGCGAUCGCGGCCGGACAAUGGCGCGAGGUGAAGCUGCACCUGCGGCUGCUGGCAUGUCUGCAGACGUGUCUGCAGGGGGACGGAGUGUUCCCGCUGUUGGACAUGCUGUUUGAACGGGCAGUGGAUCUACAGACGGCCAGCUCGGACGACGUGAUCGGCACGGAGCUGGUCAAGAUUAUCUUGUUGACGAUCCCGUACAUCAUGGCGGCGGCACCGGGUCAGGAGUGGCAGCAGCAGGCGGCAGACCUGAUGGAGAAGACGGACGUGAUUGCGUCGGAGCCGCACGCGCUGCAGAAGCUGAUGGAUCCGUAUCUGCACGGGCGGCUGAUUGCCAAGUCAGGACGGGCGACAACGGGGACGACGAGCAAGAGCGGCAAUGGGGACGUGGCGAUGGGCGGGGAUGAGGCAGCGGUCGACGACAACGACGAGGACGAAGAGGACGAGGACGCGCCGCCGCCGGCCGAGAGCCUGUUGGCGCUGCUGCAGAAGCAGCUGCAGGCGGAGGCGGCGAGCGGGUGGCCGCUGGCAUGUCUGCCGCGGCCGUGGAAGCUACCGCUGGAGGACGUGGAGCUGCAGUCGAAGCUGGACGAGUCGGAGAAGCACACGCUGCCGGAGAUUGCGGUGCCGGCGACGGUGGUGGCAGGGCCGCGGCCGCUGUUUCCGGAGGUGUACUUUUCGGUAUAUGGAGCCGGGGCAGCAGGAGCAGGUGCAAGCGGGCUGCCGCAGUCGGUGCCGGCGGUGACGAGUGUGGCGGCAUCGCUGAUCCGCGACAGCGUUCUGGACACGAUCAACGUGAUGCACUUCAACCGCAACGUGACGGCGCGGUUUUUGAUCGACGUGGACUGCUACUUUGCAGACGAGACGUUUGUCAAGCGGGCGACGCCGUUUGACCGGCUGCGCGAGCUGGAGACGGCGACGACGUGGAAGCCUGAGGACGUGGCAGUGGACGCGGUGUUCUCACAGCUGCUGCAGCUGCCGAUGCCGGAGCACAAGCUGGUCUACUACCACGCAGUGUUGGCGGAGGCGUGCAAGAUUGCGCCGGCGGCGAUCGCGCCGAGUCUCGGGCGGGCGAUCCGGUAUCUGUACCGGCACAGUCACCGAAUGGACCUCGAGCUGGUCGGCCGGUUCGUCGACUGGUUCUCGCACCAUCUGAGCAACUUUGGCUUCACGUGGAAGUGGGCCGAAUGGGUGGACGAUGUGGCGCUGCCAGACAUCCAUCCGCACAAGGCGUUCAUUCUCGGGGCGAUCGACAAGGAGAUUCGGCUGAGCUUUGCGCAGCGGAUCAAAAACACGCUGCCGGAACCGUAUAAGGAGCUGAUCAAGCCGGAGACGGAGAAGGAUGUGCCCGCAUUCAAGUUUCAGACCGAUGACACCCCCUUUGCUGCCGAGGGCCGCGAGCUGGCUGCUCUGCUGAAGCGCAAGGCUCCGGACGAGGAGGUACAGACGGUGAUUGGGCGGAUCCAAGACCUGGCGCUGGACAGUGGACGGGACGAGCCACUGGUGGCAUCGAUGGACGUGUUCACGACAGCGGUGCUCUGGGUGGGCUCCAAGUCGCUGUCGCACGUGCUCGCGUGCAUUGAGCGGACCAAGGAUCGGUUCCUGGACGCGGGAGCAGCAUCGGAGGCUGCGCGCAGCCAGAUCCUCGAGGCGGUGAUGACGUUUUGGGCGGCGCACCCGGGCAUUGCGGUGUCGAUCACGGAGAAGCUGCUCAACUAUGCGAUCCUGUCGCCGGAGACGGUGGUGAAGUGGGCGCUAGACAAGAAGGAGGAAGAGGCUGACAAGGCCGAGACGGCCGAGACGGCACCUCGACUUUCGCAGGCCUUUGUGGCCGAGCUGGUCUUCAACACGGUCGCCAAGGUGACGCGACGGAUGCGUCAGGUGGUGGUGACGUCGCAAGCAGCCAGCGCGACCGUGGUGGCGGCAUAUGCAGCCGUGGAUGCAGCCCGGGAGCAGCAGCAGAACCCGGGAUCGCUUGCAGUGGCUGCAGUUAGUAAGCUGUUCCAGCGGGUGGCCGAGGCCGUGGAGCCGUGGGCGGCGGCAUCGUCGCCGCUGGUCGUGCGCGCCUGGGCUGAGCGCUGGCAGCGCGUGGUGCGGCGUCGUCAGGCCAUCGAGGAAGCCUUUCUGGCUGAGGCGGCCAAGGCUCGGAUGGCGGCUGAGGUGGCCGAGACCGAAGCCGAAGCCGCGGCCAACAGCAGCAGCAACAAGGCGUGA
Grosmannia clavigera kw1407 is the source of this 2607-nucleotide messenger RNA. RefSeq names its product cap-binding protein. Gene Ontology annotation, cellular component: nuclear cap binding complex; nucleus. Gene Ontology annotation, biological process: mRNA export from nucleus; nuclear-transcribed mRNA catabolic process, nonsense-mediated decay. Lineage: Eukaryota; Fungi; Ascomycota; Sordariomycetes; Ophiostomatales; Ophiostomataceae. The coding region runs from base 1 to 2607 and encodes 868 amino acids. The transcript is spliced from 4 exons. Gene Ontology annotation, molecular function: RNA cap binding; mRNA binding. The record is from RefSeq and is a predicted model, not a curated record.